AUGGAAUAUAAGGAAAAGCCAGAGGGGCCAUUUAUAGUAUCCUUUUACAUCACAAACUUUACAUCAUCUGAUGAUUCAUUUGGAUACACAAUUAAAUUAACAGAUUUUUAUAACAACUCUUAUGAGUCAAAUAUAAUAACUAAAAAUGAUUUAAGAAACAUAAAUUUUUCCAGUAACUAUAUUGAAAUAGAUGAAAAUAAUGCAAUAAAUGAUGUUGUUGAAAAAUCCAUAAAUCUUGAUAUUUUUGUAAAUAAUAAUGAUAAUCUUAUAUGUAUUGGACAAGAAAAUAUAAAACUUUUCCCUUUUUUACAUGACCAAUUAACAAUAACAAAAGAUGUAAUCAUAUCUUAUAAAUAUCACGAAAAAUCAUUGGGUCAAAUUUCUCAAUAUAAUGAAGAAAAUAAAAAUAGUGAAAAAGAAGAUGAUAUACAAGAUGAGGAAAGAAAAAAAAAAAAAAAAAAAAAAAAAAAUAGUUCAAAAAAUAAAAUCACAAAACAAGAUCAAUUAUUAACACAGAACAUUGAUGCAAGGUUUUGUAUAACCUUAAAUAUAAAUACAUUGAUUGGAGAAUAUGCAGGCCGAUUGAAUCACAACAUCAUGAGCAUGCAUGUCGAGGGUGUAUUCAAUGUUCACAAUUUAGAAGAAAAAUUUUCGAAAAAAAAUUCUUUUUCUUUUCAAAUAGUAUUUUUGGAUUUAUGCUUAAAUGAUGGAAAACUUGUAAAAGAUGAAGAAUCAGAUCAAUAUAAAAUUAUUUGGAACCAAAAUAAUAUAUACAAAUAUAGAAAUAUAAAGGAAACAGAAUAUAUAUAUAACUUCUUAUUAUAUGAAACUUUUCAUAUUAAUGCAUAUUUACUUUGUUUUAAUGAUGGAAAACGUCGAAAUGCAAGCAGCACUUCAGCAUCUGUAGUUGAAGAUUUGAGUGGGAAAUUUGAAGUUAAUGUCACAGAUUUAAUAUCAAACAAAGUGAUAAACACAAAAUAUAAAUUACAAUUCUUGGAAAAUAGUAAAAAAACCAAAGAUGAAGACGAAAAGAAAAAUGAUAAACCAUUUAUUUUUGCCAAUUCUUACUUAUUAUUAACAAUACAAUUUUAUAAGCCUUUUCUGAAACGGAAAUUAAUUGAAACUCCCUUAAAUCUAGACUGUUUUAAAAAUUUAACAAUUAAAAAUGAAAAAGACGUGGUUGAUAAAAAAAAUGAAAAUAUCAGUGAUCUGUUUAACAAUUAUAUUUUGAAUGGAAUCGAAUUGAUAAAUACAGAAAUAGACAAGCUUGGAAAAAAUGAACAUAUAAAACUUUAUCAAAUGUCAAAAGAAUAUUUUAAUUUUUUAAAUAAUUUGAAAGAAAAUGAAAAAUAUAUUAAUUUAUACAACAACAUUAAACAUAUCAUGAUACAAAUAAUGUACGAAUUAAUAAAUAAAAAUAUUUACAAAAAUUUUAAUUUAAACGAUUAUACAAGUUUUAAAGAAGAACAACUAGAAGAAAGUAUGACUGCAAAUAAAGAAAAAAAAUAUAUAAUCCAAGAAAAAGUUCAAGAUAGCGAUCAUGAAAAUAAUAGUAUUGAUUGUAAAAGUUAUAUACUUGAUGAGAACACAAAUUAUAUAUAUACACAACUAUUUAAUAUAAUGUCUGAAUCAUGUAAUGUUAUUAUAAAUAACUAUUUUGAAAAAAGGGAAGACAUUAAUAAUAGUUCUAUAAAAGAAAUAAAAAAUAAAAAUAAUAUAAAAGAUAUAGAAAAAUAUUUAUUUGCAAUAUUUUGUGAAAAUGAAUUUUUAUUAAAAAAUAAAAAAAAUGAAAAAUUUGCUGAAGCUAUAUUAAUUAUACUUUUUAAAAAAAUAUACUCAUUUUAUGAUUAUAAAAAAAAUGAUAUGGAAAUUUUGGAAAACCAUAAAUAUAAUCAUAUUAUUAAUAUUAUCGAAAACAUUUCAGGAGAGGAUUUAAAUGGAAUAAACAAAUCUCCUCAAAGUAUAGACCAGUCAUAUAUUUAUAAUAAAAUUGAAGAGAAAGAAAAAAAAACAUAUUUCUCUAAUAAUACUAAUGAUAUAAAAGGAUUAAUAUUAUCAAUAUAUACCAAAAAUAAAAGUAAAAAUAAUUCUAAUUCAUAUUUAAUUGACUAUAUUGAAAAUUAUGAACAUGUUCAAAAAAAUAAUGACCAAGACAUACACACAAAAGGAGAAAGUAAAAAAUACGAAAACAAUGGAAAGCAUGAAGAUAUAAUAUCAAUCUUUAACUUGAAACAAAAUAAAGAAAUAACAAAUUUAUUCACAUAUAUAAUAUAUAAAUAUUCAAAAAUUUUACUAAUAACAAAUAAUAUAAAUCAAUUUGGUAAGCAAAAUAAUGAACAAGAACAACAAAUCAAUUAUACAGAAUAUUGUAUACAAAAUGAAAGAAACACAUUUAUUACUCCAAAUUGUGCUUCAAAUAAUUUGGAAUAUAACGAUUGUUUUGAAUAUCAUUCCAAUUAUGAUUCAUACCAAAAGUACAUUCAACCUCAAAAAAUUCAGUCAGCCAUUUUGUCCCUCUCCACCUAUAUACAGCUCACCAAUUUUGAAAAUAUAGAAAGCAUUUUGAUGCUAAGUCUACUAUAUCUAAAUACACACAAAUAUGACGAAUCAAUACAGAUCGCAAAUUAUCUUAUAGAAAUUCUUAAAAAAAAUAAAUCAGAAGAUAAAACUAAAGAUGAAAUGGAUAUGAAAAGUCUAUAUUUGCAUAGCUCAUUUAACUAUAACGAAAUAUGUAUGAGUAAAGAAAUAUGCAUAUAUAUAAAAGCACUUUGCUAUUUUUUCCAGCAUAAUUAUAUUUAUUUUUAUAUUAACAUGAAUAUAAUUUUAAACACGAAUGAAAAUGUAAUUCAAAAAGAAAUUGAAAAAAACUCCAACUUUUUUAAGAAUGAGAACCUCAAAAAAACAAGCAAUGCAUAUGUGUACGAUAAUAGCAACGAUCUAAAUGAACUGAACGAAAUAAAUUUACAAAAAGAUGAAAAAACCGAUAAAAAAAGUAUUAAGAAGAAAAAAAAUGGAGAUAAAGACGAUUGUAAUAUGGAAAAGAAAAAAACAAAUGGAAAUGAUAAGGACCAAACAGAUGAUACAUUCAAAAGGUUAGAACAAGACAAUGAAAAUGUUGACAAUAAAAAUGAGUACAAUUCCAAAAAUAGUCUAAGAGCAUUGAACGAUAUUGAAAAGGAAAACGAAAAAAAAUUAUCAAAAAAAAAGGAAGAAAAUUUAUCAGUUGUUAAAAAAAUAACUACAAUAAAUUGUUCUGAAGUUAAUAUAAAUGAUAUACCAUUGAAAGAUAAGUUUAUGAUUUUAUUUCUUAUAUAUUGCUUAAAAUUUAACAUUUUAAAUAUUGUGAUGUAUAUAUAUGAAAAUAAUAAAUUUUUUUUAACUAAUGCAACAUUGAAGACAUCUUUGUAUAGACAAUUAAUUAUUAGAUUGUUUUUUUCUCUAAAAGAUUUUACAAAAUGUAUUAAAAUUAUCGAUGAAACAAAAGAAUAUAAUAACAAUUUAGACAUUUUGUAUAUUUAUGCAGAAUCACUAUACAAGUUAAAAGACUAUAAAAAGUCGAUUACAUAUUUAAAGGAGUAUUUAGAUUUAUGUGCUUAUGACAACAUACGGGCAAAAAUAUAUAUACAAUUAAGCAAAUUAUAUAUUUGUUUAAAUCAAUAUGAAGAUUCUAAAAGCAUGAUUAAAAACUCUUUGCAAAUAAAUAAAACAAGUUAUGCAUAUUUAUAUUUUUCUUAUUAUUAUUUCAAAAAAAAAAAAUAUAUAUAUGCAUACAAGUUAUUAUAUAAAUCCAAUGAAAUCAAUAUUUUUAAUCAUAAAAUAUGGGCAUCUCUAUCUAUUAUAUUAUUGCAUUUAAAUAUGAAGAAUGAAGCGGAUAAAUGCUUAAAUAAUUUCAUUAAAAUGAAAAAGUAUAAAAAAGAAACAAUCAUGGAAAUAAUUGAAGCAUACAAAGAACUUGGUUAUGAAACAAGUGAAAAACAAUUAUUAAAUUUUUUGUCUCAACAAAUAAAUGAAAAUUGUAGAGAGUAA
Plasmodium berghei ANKA is the source of this 4026-nucleotide messenger RNA. RefSeq names its product conserved Plasmodium protein, unknown function. The record is from RefSeq and is a predicted model, not a curated record. NCBI's taxonomy places the organism in Eukaryota, Apicomplexa, Aconoidasida, Haemosporida, Plasmodiidae. Gene Ontology annotation, cellular component: motile cilium; extracellular exosome. Gene Ontology annotation, biological process: cilium movement; cilium assembly. Gene Ontology annotation, molecular function: protein binding. The transcript has 17 exons. Bases 1 to 4026 code for a protein of 1341 amino acids.